AUGGCAAACAAACGUCCUUUCGUCGAUGAAGAUUUUUGUUGUCCCGUUUGUCGCUGUAUUUAUGGCGACCCCGUGUUGCUUCCUUGCGGCCACAGCGGCUGUAAAGAGUGUAUCCAAAACUACUGGGCGAUUCGAGAGUCCAGAGACUGUCCAAUAUGCAGAAAAGCGUCUGCUACUGACCCACCACCAAACCUGGCUCUCAAAAACCUGUGCCAAUCUUUCUUGGUAUACAAGCGUGGUUUGGAGGAGCUGUGUGAAGUUCACCAGCAGAAAUUUAGUGUGUUUUGUUGUGACGAUGAAAAGCUCAUUUGCGAGUUUUGCAGAGAUUCAGAGGAGCACAGAAAUCACACGUGCCGUCCCAUCCGCGAGGUCGCUGAGGAAUACAGGGGAGUUUAUCGUAAUCAGCUUGAUCUUCUUAAGGCCAAACUGAAGGUUACAGACAGAUUUGACGGUUACUUCAAGGCUAAAAACAUAAAGAACACAGCCAACUUUAGAAAGAAUCUAAUCCGAAAUGAAUUCAAGCAACUUCACCAGCUUUUGGAUGGCGAGGAAAAUCGGUUGAUCGAAGAAUUAGAUCAAGAGAAAGAACUAAAACUACAGAUUAUGAAAGAGAAAAUCAGAAAGAUGAAUCAAGACAUAAUGUCUCUCUCCAACACUGUUAAAGAGCUGGAAGAGACUCUGGAGAGUGGGGACAUCACUUUGCUUCAGACACUCAAGGAGACUUCAAUGAGCCUCAAGUUCACACCCCAAGAUCCUGAGGUGGCUACAGGAGAGCUUAUAGAUUGUGCCAAAUACAUGGGCAACCUCAAGUUCAAUGUCUGGAAGAAAAUCGGAGAAUCAAUAAGCUACUUUCCUGUAGUGUUGGACCACAAUACAGCUAGCGGUUUACUUGAACUGUCUGAUGAUCUGACAGAGGUGUGGAACCCCAAUGAGUUCCUACCAGAGGGUGAAUAUCCAUUUUAUGCUCCUGUUCCUGCAAACCUGGAACGAUUCCAAAAUUGUGCCUGUGUGCUUGGGUCGGUGGGCUUCUCCACGGGCAUACACACCUGGGAUGUUGAGGUGAAAGGCAAUAAUGUUUGGGCAGUGGGUGUGGCCACAGAAUCUGUGCAGAGAAAUGGGAAUAAAUACUGCGAGCCUAGUGAUGUUUGGCGUAUUGGAUUUGAUAGAAAAAUGCUCAGUGUGAAGGAACCAUUGGGGUCAUGCAUCGAUUUGAGUGGAUAUGAGAGACCUAAGCAGGUGCGGGUGAAACUAGAUUUGAUUGAAGGACAGGUGUCGUUCUCAGACCCUCAGAGUGAUGCAGUCUAUCACACAUUUACACAGAAUUUCACAGAGAAGAUGUUUCCGUACUUCCACACUGAGGGCAAUUUUCCUCUCAGAAUUCUGCCUGCGGACCAAUCCUUUUAUUAAACAAGUACUUUAGUCACGGUUCUUGUGACCAUUUGCAGUUUUGUUAUUUUUACUUAAUUUUUUGAUCUGUAAUAGCUUUGGCACUUUAGAAAGUUUAAGGAAUAACAUGGUUCUUGGUUAUUUAAAAUGUGAGUACCACAUACAUCUAGAACAAGUUUUUGUUUUGAUAAACAAAAUCACAUUUGUUUAGUUACAUUCUUUUCCCUUUGCUAGGAAGAUGUGUGUGUAGUAUCUCACGUGUGCAAUGUUUUCAGUUCUGUUUUUUUUUGUUUGUUUACAAUACAAGUAUACAGGAUGGAAAUGUCAUGUUAAGUCUAUAUGUAUA
Paramisgurnus dabryanus is the source of this 1732-nucleotide messenger RNA. Its product is annotated as E3 ubiquitin-protein ligase TRIM35-like. The record is from RefSeq and is a predicted model, not a curated record. Gene Ontology annotation, molecular function: protein binding; zinc ion binding. NCBI's taxonomy places the organism in Eukaryota, Metazoa, Chordata, Actinopteri, Cypriniformes, Cobitidae.